Beta vulgaris subsp. vulgaris (sugar beet) is the source of this 1572-nucleotide messenger RNA. RefSeq names its product E3 ubiquitin-protein ligase ATL6. The transcript has a single exon. Lineage: Eukaryota; Viridiplantae; Streptophyta; Magnoliopsida; Caryophyllales; Amaranthaceae. The coding region runs from base 96 to 1319 and encodes 407 amino acids. The record is from RefSeq and is a predicted model, not a curated record.
CACAUUUUUCUCCCCUAUCUUAAAAACUCUCCCACCAUUAAUUCCUUCUCUCAACACCACCUCCCCUCUCUUUUCCACCCUCACAAGGAGUGGGCAUGCCUUGGAUUUUCCAGGCCCAUUAUCAUGGCUUUCUUUUAUACCUCCUUCUCCUCCUCCUUACACCACCAAUCACAGCCCAACAACAACCACCUGAUGAUGAUCAAUCAUCACAAAAGAACUACAACUCCCCUAUGGCCACUGCCCUCAUUGUUAUGAUCAUUGUUUUCUUCUCCGUUGGCUUCAUCUCCGUCUACCUCCGCCAUGUAAUCGCAUGUCUCGGCAUCCGUAAUUACAAUAACGGACGUCGACGCGGUGGUGGUGCUGGUGGUGGCAGAUGGACAAGGGAGGGCCCUCGUGGACUUGAUCCUACACUAGUCAACUCUUUCCCUACCUUCUUAUACUCCGACGUUAAAGUCCAUAGAGUUGGCAAAACAACACCGUUAGAGUGCGCAAUUUGCAUAAACGAAUUCUCCGACCAUGAAAUACUACGGCUGUUACCCAAGUGCAGCCAUGUAUUUCACCCUCAUUGCAUCGGUCCUUGGCUUGCUUCCCAUGUCACUUGCCCGGUGUGCCGCGCAAAUCUCGAACUUCAAGCCUACGAUAAUACUAAUACUAAUACUAAUACUAAUACUCUUCAGAUAAUACACCAAACGUCUGAGGAUGAAUCAGAGCCGUCUGAUCAAAUCAUAAACAAUGAUAAUGAUGUGAUCGUACGGGUGGAAUCAUCUCAGGAAGUGGUGAUGAAAAGUCCAACACAAGAACUUAUCAAAGGGUUGAGUGAGAGCGGGCGCAUGGGAUUAUUACCCAGGUCGCACUCAACGGGCCACUCAUUUGUGGAAGAUUGUGAGAGGUUUACGCUAAGGUUACCGGAAGAGGUACGUAACAAGUUGGUCAAUGUCAAUCUUAUAACUGGUUUACCAGCUGCUAUUGUUAGUCCUCGGGUCGGCUACCGGGCCAGGAGCUUGGGCUUUACGAACACGCAAUUGAAGCAUGACGGGUGGCGGUUCUCCGUGAGCCCGCCUUUUAUUUCCCGGCCCGGGUCUCCUAAACUUGAAGCGAGUAAUAGUAAUGGUAAUGAUAAUGGUAAUGGUAAAAAUAGUGCUCUUGUUAUGUCAACGGGAAUAUUAAGGAGUCCAAGAAAUAUAUUUAAUCUAAUGAAAUCACCAAACAAAUCACCAUUGAAUCGUGUUGUUAGUUGUAAUGACAUAGGUGAGCGAUCAUCUGAUAGAUUAUGGGCAAAUAAUCCAGUGUGUCAAGAGCAGAAUUUGGAGGGUCGUUAGCAAAUUGGUUGGUGGGAGGGGGUAUAAAAUGAAUAUUGAGUGUUUACAAUUGACUUCAGUUGGAGUUUAUUUAAUUUGUGGAGAGAUGAUGAUUGUUGGGCGACUUAUUUUGUUGGUCCAAAAAGGAGAAAAUUGUAAUUUUCACAUGUAUCUUUUUCUCCUAUCAUUUACACUUUUACAGUUACGUGAUGUUCUUGUAUAUAUGUAAGUUCAAUUAUUAUACUCAAGUAGUCAAGUGUAAUUAUUGUUUGUU